GACGCUACGCGGCUACCUUCGAGCGCUGGCAGCCUGGCACAGUGUGUUAACAUUCUUGACACGACGUCUGCGUAACGUUGCCUUGUCUGAGCAUGUUAACGCUUGUCACUGUGCGCCAAGGCAUGUCAUAACUUGUCACUGCAUAAAACUUGGCUGGUGAGCGUCUGAAGAAGUUUAAUUAACUCAAAUACGUAAUCGAGCUCGGAGCUGCCUCACGAUCGUCAGCGAACAGGUCUUCAACGCACUUGACAAUGACGAGCCUGUUCUGCAAACCAUGCAACAAGACGCUGUCUGGGCCAGCGCCUUAUUUGGACCACAUCAAGAGUGCAAAGCAUCAAAAGAGAGUGGCGAGCCUUGAGAAGCUGGAGUCCUUCCUUGACGAUAAAGGAGAGCCGGCCGGUGCUGCUACCAGUGUGCCCGUACCCGAAAACAAUCCAUUCGAAUGCAAGGUUUGCAGGGUGUCCACAAACUCCCUGGGUUCGUUGGAAGCUCACAACAGGGGAAAGAAACACCUGAAGGCACUAAAAGUCCAAGAAGAUCUUCAAAAGUUGAACGCCACUAUCUUACGAGGUGCACCUGUCGUGCCACAGGAGCACGCCACCUCUUCGGUUCCGAGCCCCCAGCAAAGAAAGGUGGCUCCGAGCGCAUCGGCUACCGCGCUGCAGACAGAAACUCCACAAGAGGCAUCCCCCCUAGCCACUGGCCAGCCAGAGAGAGAACAGUCUACUGGCCAGCCAGGGAAAGAACUGUCUACUGGCCAGCCAGAGAAAGAACAGUCUUCAACUCGGGGCGUGGACCUGUCGUGCGAUUGCUGCGGGAUAGUGCUCUUCAAGAACAUCGAGUACAAGCUAGAGCACUUGGAGACAGACGCGCACAAUCAGAAACGGCUGUCCCAAUCCAUCGAAGACCAAGAGCCGGCUCCGAAGAAGCCCAGGCUUGAAGCUGUCGUGGAGACAAGUAGAGUCGCUAAGAUCACGCCUGUCGUAGCGGCGGAGAGAGACGGUUCCUCCGACAAUGACUCUUAUGACGAAAAUACCUACGAUUGGACAGAAGAACAUGAGGAAGAAGAGGCACCGGACAUUGUUGACAUCGAUGAGGAUCUAUACUCACCGGGAUCUGUAACCAGCGACUGAAACGGUCUGCUCGUGACAGGGAACGUUAUGGUCCCUUGAUGCUCACCCGCGGUGGCGUCUCGUGCUUUGUCUCCUGAUUAAUUUAUGUAUUUGAAGAGUUUGCCAGCACUGCCGGUGAACGUUGGUUGCGAGCUCGUGGCUUUCAACCUUGAUUUGCUGCAGUCUCUUCUCUUACUAUGCUUAUUGCUUGUUUAAUUCACUUGUAGCUGGCAGCCCGACUUUGUUUGUCGAGGUGGCGCCAAGGCACAUGCAUACAUCCCACAUGGUACAGAGACGUGUGACGGCCGCUUUUAUGUAAUAGUUGCGCCUCUAGCCAUCACACGCAUCCGUUCGUGGCCGAUGUUACCGUUUCGCCCUUUCUCUACAGUGCAUGCAGUCUCUCGAAGAGGAACCGUCCCUUCAUACAAGGGGGUCCGGUGAAGUGUACUUUUAAUUGGUGUCAGCCAAAAACUAUUUAUGGAUGGCUGCGUCCCAAAGAUUGUUAACAAUGCUUGUCUUCAGAAAAUGAUUUCACGUGGUCAAAACUCCAUGAAAUGCGACUAACAACUAUAGUGGGGAUGAUAAGACGCCCCAGCGAUUUUCGCGGAUCCGAGCUGCCGUGUCCUGAAGCCGGUGUGAACGCGAGACUAUACUUGUAUAUGGAACUAUAGUAAUAAAUGUGUUCGGUCGUAAUUUGUGAAGUAUUCGACCGUAGUUGUCUCCUAUAUCAAUCUAUCCGGGCUAGCCUCUUCCUCUUUCCGUGUUUCCUUUCCCUCUCGUUAAUUAUACACUUUGUAUACACCAACGCGAACACACCACUGCUGUAGCGCUGCUGUCGGAGCAUCUGCGAACGCUUUUUUUUAAUGCUGAUCUGGGUUCUGCACACGCGCAUUGCCCACACCUGGAAAUGCAAACGUGUGUAAACGCGUACGGUCGCGGAAAAUGCUUUGCGUCUGAUAACUCCGUUUCGGCCUCUUUUUGUACAACUUAUGGGACUGAAAACGUAUUGUACGUGCUUAGUUUGCAUGUGGAUGGUUGAGCAUGUUGGUGUCUAAACUACUAUAACGAAAGAGGGACAUGGAAGACAAUAUAGACGACAUAGGCUGGACCGUCUGCAUCGUCUUCUUUGUCCUUUCGUUAUUGUAAUCUUUUCUGCCUCGUUUUAAUAUCCACCUUUUGUGUGUGAUUUUCUUCCAAGCUACUGUUUUGCUGUCUGACUAGCAGGCGUACUUUCGACCAAAGUGUUCCACAACGUGUUCCUAUUCUGCUUGCGGUAAUCUCAAAUAAAGAGUAUCUGUUCA
This is a messenger RNA of Ixodes scapularis (black-legged tick), 2413 nucleotides long. RefSeq names its product zinc finger protein 346. The transcript has 3 exons. NCBI's taxonomy places the organism in Eukaryota, Metazoa, Arthropoda, Arachnida, Ixodida, Ixodidae. Gene Ontology annotation, molecular function: single-stranded RNA binding; zinc ion binding; double-stranded RNA binding. The record is from RefSeq and is a predicted model, not a curated record. The coding region runs from base 252 to 1133 and encodes 293 amino acids. Gene Ontology annotation, cellular component: precatalytic spliceosome.